AUGGCGUCUUCCCGAGGGUCAUCAGUAACACAAAUGGUCUGGAGUGGGGAUGGUGACAACUACUCCCCGGUGAAGACUUACUUCUACACUUCCCCUUCCAUCGCAGAACUGAGCAGUCCCUUUAUGCCCACACAAUCUUCAAAUGAAUCUCAUUCAUACAUUGGAAGUCCAACCCUCAGAAUGAUGGUAUUUGGAGAUGGGACCUUUGGGAGGAAGUCAGCCAUCUACAAACCAGGAAGAGGGUCUUUGCCAGACACAGAUUCUGCCAGCACCUUGGGUUUGGACUUCCCAGCUUCUAAAAGUCGCGGCCAGAGGGAGGAGAGAAGCGGGGCUCGCCGCGAGCCUUCGAGAGCAGCGGUCGCGGAGGAGGCGACAGCGGCAGGCAGCAGCGGCAGCGACACAGGCUCGGGGACAGCCGGGAGCACAUCCCCGGGCGUCCUGCGCUGCGGAGAGCUUGGAGGGCCGCGGGAGCCGCCACACAGGAGUGGACAAAGCAAGAUGGCAGGGAUCUUAGCCUGGUUCUGGAACGAGAGGUUUUGGCUCCCGCACAAUGUCACCUGGGCAGACCUGAAGAACACCGAGGAAGCCACCUUCCCGCAGGCUGAGGACCUGUAUCUCGCUUUCCCCCUGGCCUUCUGCAUCUUCAUGGUGCGGCUUAUCUUCGAGAGAUUUGUAGCCAAACCAUGUGCCAUAGCCCUCAACAUCCAGGCCAAUGGACCACAAAUUGCUCAGCCAAAUGCCAUCCUGGAGAAGGUCUUCACUGCAAUUACAAAGCAUCCUGAUGAGAAAAGAUUGGAAGGCCUUUCCAAGCAACUGGACUGGGAUGUGAGAAGCAUUCAACGCUGGUUUCGACAAAGGCGCAACCAGGAGAAGCCCAGUACCCUGACGAGAUUCUGUGAGAGCAU
This is a messenger RNA of Castor canadensis (American beaver), 905 nucleotides long. The record is from RefSeq and is a predicted model, not a curated record. Lineage: Eukaryota; Metazoa; Chordata; Mammalia; Rodentia; Castoridae.